AUGAAAAUUAAAAAACAUCACAAACAAAUUUCAAAUGUUCCUCAAAAAUCAACUUGUUUAAGUUUUGGUUCAAAAGAUCAUCCUCAAUCUAAAUGUCGUUUUCGUAAUGUUAUCUGCCACAAGUGUAACAAAAAAGGCCAUACUGUUAAAGUUUGUCAUUCAAAAGCAACUUCAAACCAAUUCAAGGUAAAUACUAUUUUUUCUAUAUUAAAUGAACAUAUUAUAGGUGAUCAUCCAAUACAAAUUCCUAUUCAAACUGAUGGUGUAAAAGUUAAUUUUGAACUUGAUACUGGUUCUCCUAUUACGAUUAUCAAUGAAUAUGUUUGGAAAUUAAUGGAAAAACCAAAAUUAUAUCUAGUUAAAUUAACUUAUAAUAGUUUUGCAGGUCAUCCUAUUCCUUUUAAAGGGGAGAAAAUGGUCAAGGUCAACUAUAAUGAUCGAUGUGCUCAAUUACCACUUGUUAUUUAUGCUAUUGUUUCCGAUUCAUCAAUACAAAAUAUUAAUUCUGAAUUUAAAAAUUUAAAUGAUUUACUUAUUCGUUAUGAUGAUAUAUUUAAAGAUGGUUUAGGUUGUUGUAAAAUGAAACCUCAUCUUCAUAUUAAACCAAAUGUUAUUCCAAAAUUUUGCAAACCUAGAUCUUUACCAUUUGCUUAUAGUCAAGCUGUUGAAAAUGAUUUAAAUCGACUUGUUACUGAAGGUGUUUUAGAACCAAUUACUGUUUCAAAGUGGGCUGCACCUAUUGUUUUAAUGGAAACAUCCGAUUAA
Messenger RNA from Rotaria sp. Silwood1, 765 nucleotides. The record is from the annotation of a GenBank genome assembly. Lineage: Eukaryota; Metazoa; Rotifera; Eurotatoria; Philodinida; Philodinidae.